Drosophila novamexicana is the source of this 1832-nucleotide messenger RNA. RefSeq names its product bromodomain-containing protein DDB_G0280777. The coding region runs from base 33 to 1670 and encodes 545 amino acids. The record is from RefSeq and is a predicted model, not a curated record. NCBI's taxonomy places the organism in Eukaryota, Metazoa, Arthropoda, Insecta, Diptera, Drosophilidae. The transcript has a single exon.
CGAUGAAGCGCUCGUGUCUCUGAAAAUGAGAAAUGUGUCAAAGUCACAGGCUAGGCGCUAAUAUAUAUCAUUUCGCCGUUCUAAUCGCAACUAUCCUGCAAGUCGUCCACCCCGAAGAGCUACAGCCGCCAUUUCAGGCACAGUCGCAGUCACAGCCAAUGCAAAGUUCUCCAUUUGCAGUACAACAGCUGCACCGAUUGCCGCCCGCUUAUCUUAAAGGACUACUCACCCUCAAGGGCAGGCUGCUGGCCAACAACGUCCAGUUGAGGCCCGCCCACAAUCCCAACAGCCUCAAUAACCCCAACAACCUGAACAGCCUUCAGUGGCGUUCACAGCAGUCGAACGUGGAACAGAACAACCUGCAACUGAAGCCCCCUCUUGGCCCGAACAGCCCACAGUUGAGCUCGCAGCUGUCGAACGUGCAACAUAGUUUUCGUGAGGCGAUCUCUGAUCUUAAUUUGGGGCUCGACAUGCAGCGGGAGGAGGCGGCCAAGGAGCGUGCCGAGGCCAAGGAUCGGCUGCACGAGCAGCUGAACCAGCUUGAAGCGGAUCUGCAAAAACAAGAUAAUCAGCUGCACCAGCGGGAAUUGCUUUUGGCUGCCCAUGUGUCCUCGGAGCUGCCUCAGCAGCUGGAGCAAAUGCAUGAGCAAUUGCCAUACGAGCAGCUCGAGGUGCAGUCGCCGAGCAGCCAGUCGCAGAUCCAGCCACAGCCCAUGGGCCUGCAGCCGACAGUGCAGUCGCCAGCGCAGCAAGAGCUGUCCGUACGGGAUUCGCCUCAAACGGAUGGCGGAUCGAAUAACGAUGCCAAGAUGCAGCUGUUGCAGCAGUUAGCUGAUGUUUUUGGGCAGGAACAGCAGCAACAAGAGCAGCAGCAACAAGAGCAGCUAAAGCAACAGCAGCAUCAACAGCAGCAGCAUCAGCAGCAGCUGCCCCAACAGCAACAACAACGAGUGCGCUUGAACGCCACGCCGACUGAUCCAGAAGAGGACGACGACGACAACGACAACGAUGACAACGACGAGGAAAACACAACGGUUGCGGAUGAGGAGGAAGAAUGUGAUAGCACGUUGCCGGCCACCACGGCGAGCACAAGAAAGCCCACAACAAAGCCGCCCGAGCAUGAGGAGCCCGUGACAAUGCGUGUGGGAGCUGAUACAACCAAGUCCGAACUGAAGCUUACGCUCGUGCCCAGGCCCGAGCCCACAGCACAGCCAACAACAAGCACAGCUGCAACACAGCCAACGAUCGCGGCCAUGACGCAGCCUAGUUCCACAAUAGCCACUGGGGGGACCACCAGCAAGAAGCUUCACUGCUGCACCAAGCCUCAAUCCAAAAUGUUCAAAGCGUUAAAGCUGCUGAGCCUCAAGAAGGAGCAGCGGCAGCCACAGCAGCGGGUCCAUCGACGCGCCAAGAGCGGCAUCAAGCCCGAUCUGCGAAUCGAAGCAAUUGCCACAUUGCUGCAGUAUCGCAAUAGCCAUAGCGAAGUAGCUCAUACCGAGCACAAGGAGCCGGUUCGGGUGAAGGAACCUCAAGUGCAACAGACACGCCCAGGGAAGAAAAAAAGAAAGCAAAUGAAAAGGCGUAAGAUGAUGUCACGCCAACAACGCAGCAUCGUCAGUAGAAAGCAGCUGCUGCAGGCUGAGAUAUGGCCCAUUAAGAUAUCCACUUGAGACUUUACAAUGGACAUUUGUAUUUACAAUAAAUAUAUUUUAUAUUAUACAAUUUAUGCAACAAAAGCAGAUUAGAAUUUCAGUAAAAGUCAUGUUUAUUGUAAAGUUCGCGGCCACAAAGUAACCAGGAAGAUAAAUUGUGCCGGCUUUUCAAGCCUGAAU